AUCAUGAAUUUUUGUGUAUUUUGGUUGGUGAAAAUGCACCUUAAUUUUUAGGCAUAACCUUGAUUCUUGAACAGAAGUUCACGUCAAGUGUCCACCAGGUACAUAUGUAAAUAUACACAUAAAUCUGGACAACACGUUUGAACCAGUUUAAACACGUUGAACUCGUUGAACUCCACAUGUUUUUUCAUAACACGAGUUCAUAUUCGAGUUAAAAAUUAUAAUAAUAAUUCAUCAAAACAAUUGACAUUACAACAAUCCAAUAACUUGGCUCUUAAAUCAGCUGAUAAAAAAAAUUAGCUCAUUAAUAUGACUUCUACAAUUGUCGAAGGACAAUUCAGCGAUGCAGAAGAGGAUGGAAAAACUGUCAUUAUAUCACCUGAAAAAACUAAAGAUCCAAUAAUUUUGGAUAACAUUGAAAAUCUUAAAAUAACAGAUGAUGAUAAUGAUGAUGAUGAUGAUUAUAUUGAAGAUGAUUUUAUUGAUGAUAGUGAUGAUGAUUGGGAUGCUGAUAAUUAUGAUGGUUUAAAUAAACCAGUACUUCGUCAAUGUAAUAGUCAAUCAGCCAAUACACAAAAAAUAUCAGAUAACGUUACAAAUUAUCAACCAAAAGAUAAAUUAUUUAAACGUUUUUCAAAUAAAAUAAAGAUGGAAAAAUAUGAAGGACCAGCAUCAUUGCCACAUAGUGCUGCAAAUAAACUUAUUGAAACAAAUAAACGUAGUGAAAAAGAUCGUAUACGUACAAAAGAUAAACAUGAUCGUGCAACAGUUGAACAAGUUAUGGAUCCACGUACAAGAAUGAUAUUAUUUAAAUUGUUAAAUAAAGGUACUAUUAAUGAAAUAAAUGGAUGUUUAUCAACUGGUAAAGAAGCAAAUGUAUAUCAUGCAACAUCAAAAACAAAUGAAGAAUUUGCAAUUAAAAUAUAUAAAACAUCAAUUCUUCAUUUUAAAGAUCGCGAUAAAUAUGUUAGUGGUGAAUUUCGUUUUAGACAUGGUUAUUGUCGUCAUAAUCCAAGAAAAAUGGUUAGAACAUGGGCUGAAAAAGAAUUGAGAAAUUUAAAUAGAAUAAGGCAAGCAUCAAUACCAUCACCAAAAGCAAUUUAUUUAUAUAGUCAUGUAUUACUUAUGGAGUUUAUUGGUUCAAAUGGUUGGCCAGCUCCAAAGCUAAAAGAUGUUGUUCUAACACCAUCAAAAUUACGAAAAGUAUAUAGAGAAUGUGUUGAGAUUAUGUGGAGAUUAUAUAAUAAAUCAAAACUUGUACAUGCUGAUUUAAGUGAAUAUAAUCUUCUUUAUCAUAAUGAUAAUGUUGUUGUUAUUGAUGUAUCACAAGCUGUUGAACAUGAUCAUCCAAUGGCAUUUGAAUUUUUAAGAAAAGAUUGUACAAAUAUUACAGAAUUUUUCAAAAAAAAUCAAGUUGCUGUUAUGAGUGUUAAAGAUUUAUUUACAUUUGUUACUGAUCCAACAAUAACUGAAGAUAAUAUGGAUGCAUAUUUAAAUGAUAUAUCUGAUAAACUUAUUUCAAAUGAUGAUAAAAAAGAUGCUAAUGAAGAAAUUGAAGAACAAGUUUUUAUACAAUCAUAUAUUCCUCAAAAUCUUCAUCAAGUUCGAGAUAUUGAUCGUAAAUUGGAUAGAUCAGGAAUACAAAAUUUACUUUGUAAAACACUUGUUGAUCUUCCAGCCAGUCUAGCUGAAGCCAAAAAAUCAGAUGAAUUAAAAAAUACAGAUAAAACAGAUGCUUUAGACUGUGCAGAAAAUUCAGCUGAUGAUGAAUCCAAUACAGAUGGUGAUGAUGAUGAUGAUGAAGAUGAAGACAGCUCAGAAGAACCAUCAAAAUUUGUCAACUCAGCAAGACCUGUAAAUGAAACUGCUGAAGAUAAAAAAGCACGUAAAAAACUUGUUAAAGAACAACAAGCUGAAAAACGUAAAACAAAAAUUAAAAAACAUAUCAAGAAAAAAGCAUUGAAAAAAAAAUAAAUUUACAAUUAUUAUUUGUAAUUUUUAAUAUUAUAAUGCCAUAAUAAAAAAAAUAAUAUAAUAAUAAUAACAUUAAUAACAAU
This is a messenger RNA of Aphidius gifuensis, 2054 nucleotides long. RefSeq names its product serine/threonine-protein kinase RIO1 (gene RIOK1). Gene Ontology annotation, biological process: maturation of SSU-rRNA. The transcript has 4 exons. Gene Ontology annotation, molecular function: protein serine/threonine kinase activity; ATP binding. Gene Ontology annotation, cellular component: preribosome, small subunit precursor; cytosol. Lineage: Eukaryota; Metazoa; Arthropoda; Insecta; Hymenoptera; Braconidae. The coding region runs from base 307 to 1971 and encodes 554 amino acids. The record is from RefSeq and is a predicted model, not a curated record.